Molecule: messenger RNA, 486 nt
Organism: Rotaria sp. Silwood1
Lineage: Eukaryota; Metazoa; Rotifera; Eurotatoria; Philodinida; Philodinidae
Source: the annotation of a GenBank genome assembly
AUGACUCUCAGUUGUCGCUUUGUCGGUGCCAUAUUAUUUGGUGUUGCCAGCGAUCGAUUUGGUCGUAAAUGGCCUCUUAUUGUGAAUAUUAUUCUCUAUGGAAUCAUCGGAAUUAGCACGGGUUUCUGUCAAUCGUAUGUACAAUUCAUUGUUUUUCGGGCUCUUUACGGUGUUAGUAUGGGUGGUAUCUACGGUAAUUGUGCCUCGACUGCACUUGAAAAUGCACCCAUUCCUGCACGUGGACUUCUAUCAGGAUUGCUGCAACAGGGCUAUGUACUUGGACUUAUUAUGGCUGUUAUCUGGAAUCUUGUGACUAUGAACAGUCAAUCUUACGGCUGGCGAAUGGCUUUUUGGUGCGGAGGUUGUUUUCCACUACUCGUUGCUCUCUGGCGAGUUUUCUUACCUGAAUCCCAAGCAUUUCUUUGUAUCCAAGAGGAACGCAAAAAAGCUGCCUUCAAAGGUAUAACUGGCUUAAAGGUGAAAUAA